Molecule: messenger RNA, 378 nt
Organism: Microthlaspi erraticum
Lineage: Eukaryota; Viridiplantae; Streptophyta; Magnoliopsida; Brassicales; Brassicaceae
Source: the annotation of a GenBank genome assembly
AUGGUUUCGACAGGAGAUUCCAAGAGAGACAAAGUGCGUGAGAUUCUGCAAAAGUCUCUGUCUAAAGUCGCUGAUGAGAUCAUCUUGUUCAACAUCGGAGAUAGUAACAAUCCUGACCUAAGGAGGAAAGUCUUGACUGGUGAGAUCAGUGGAGAAAGACUGGUGACGAUGGAGAGAGAAGAGAUGGGAAGUGACAGAUUCAGAAGCAAGUUCAAAGAAAUCAAAGAGAAAGCAAGGUUUAAAGAAGAGAAUCGACUCAAGAGCUAUGAUGAUGCUUCAUCAAUCAGAUCAUAUGAUCAUGACCUAAGUAGAGAAUUAGAGAUUUUGACAGUUUUAUUAAUCUCUUCUUGGUGUAUUAAAGACGUAUUAAAUACUUAA